Molecule: messenger RNA, 1485 nt
Organism: Closterium sp. NIES-65
Lineage: Eukaryota; Viridiplantae; Streptophyta; Zygnematophyceae; Desmidiales; Closteriaceae
Source: the annotation of a GenBank genome assembly
AUGGCAGCCACGACCGCGACGUUAGGGCCUAUCGCCGCAGCGAAACGCGGCGUAACACAUCGACCAGCGCCGCCACGGGCGACUUCUUCUCAAAGAUCACGGCUGGCGCCGCUAGAUCGAAUUUCCCCCUCCGCUCCGGUUUUGCGGCGAACCAUUUCUCGUUCCCGCGUCUCGCGAGGCGGCCCGCAGACUCCACGGCCGCACCGAGCCGGAUUUAACGUGUCGGCGGCAUUCGCGGGAACGUCGGCAGAUUCUGCGGGAGCUCCUUUGUUGGAGCAGCCGGACCAGCGGGCGGUGGUGGCGGACGUCGCGCGGCUCUUAUCGAAGCCGCGAAGCUACGACUUUCGCGAACACCAUCACCACGAGCAGCACAGUAAAGAAGCGCACCAUAACGAAGAUGAGGAGCGCGCGGCUGCAGCGAGCGUGAAGGAGGGGACGACGAUCGGCGAGGUGGCGGCGAUCGAGCUCGUGCGACAGCUGAGCCCGCAGGGGCGCGAAGUGCUGCUCACAGCGCUCUUCCCGGGAGCGAACAGCGCGGAGGCGGAGGAGGAGUUUGAGCACGCGGACGCGCAUCACGACGGGGUGAUCAGCGAGGGCGAGUUCGAGCAGUACGUGGGCGAGCAGCAGGCCAAGAUCGACGCGCUGCACCGCCCGCUCGACUUCCCGCAGCUCGCGCUGCUCGCCAAGAAGGAGGCGCUCGGCAACUUGGGCUUCGGACUCACAAAGAACACGGUGAUGAUUAUAUCAGGCGACUUUAUAGCGAGUACGCUUGGAGCCACCUUCGGGUUUUCCACGCUCAUGGCGGCGGGUCUGGGCAAUGCAGUGGCGGACGUGAUAGGCACGUGGUCACGGGGAGCCAUAGAAUCAUCCUCCUCCAAGCUGCUGCCCGGCUCCACCUUCUCCUCGCACCAGCUCGAGCACCCCAAAGCCCAGCUCUUCGCCACUGUCGGCGCCGUUUUGGGAGUCACUGUGGGCGGCUUGAUGGGUCUCUCUCCGCUGUUUUUCCUGCCGGCUCGUGGGGGUGGAGGGGAAGGCGGGCACGGUGCAGGUCCGGCGGUGACUGCAGGCGUGGCAGCUGCUUCGGCGGCUGCUUCGGCGAUGAAGGUUGCUGCGCCGCUUGCGACUAUUGCGUCGGCGGAUGGGGUUGAGGAGGUCGCGUCAGGUCAUGCUACAGCUGGUGCUACUGGAAUCACUGGCGCUACUGGAAUCACUGGCGCUACAGCUGGUGCUACAACUGGUGCUACAUGUGGUGGCAUGGGGGGAGCUUUCACCCGGGGAGCCACAGCCCAUGCGUCCAUCAGCGCAGCGCAUUGGAUGGGGCCGUCCCCCUCAUUCCGUCCACCACUGGCAGACGCCGUGGAAGAGCGUGGAGGGCUGGGAGUCGCACUGCUGCUGGCGCUGUCGGCAUUCAAUGUGGCGCGGCGAGUGAGGGGGGUGUUCAUGAGGAGGGAGGGGGAGAGAAAAGGGGCUUGGGAAGUGAAAUAG